AUGGAGAGACAUUCCUCGAGGAAACCAAGGUUCGGCAGCUGGAAGCAGCACGUAUGCGGGCAAGGAUAUUCCAACAGGGGUCGACGAUCACAAGGAAGAAGAUCAUCUAUAACUGCACCGCCUCCCUCGACUCUUCGAAAGUUUCAGUCGUUUUUCUCCAGUGACGUCCGAGUGUCAGACCCGACUGGAGUCAGUCUUCUGUGGCCAAAUGCACAUUGCGCUGGAGAAGAAAUGGAGGCUAGAGGACGUGUGUUGCAGCUGUGUCUGUUCGGCUUCACCGCUUUGCUCGUUCGCAGCACCUUAAGUGAUCCAUUCCCGGCACCUUCACCUGAUCAAGCCUGUCCACUGAGCUCGUUCCAGUAUAAGCCGGGGGUCGAAUGCAUCGGCGUCCCAGAAAAGACCACUUACUGGGGUAGCUACCCGACGACGCUUUGCUGCGGAAAUGUCCUCAAGGCUUUGUCCCAAUCCCUAGCUCUUCACGCAAGCAACACGAGCGACAUCUUUCUCGACGGAGGCCAGUGGAGCGACUGUAGCGAACAUUUACUCCAGCCACUGUCCCCGCCGGCUAAUUCAUGUCGCUUCGACAAUCUCUUCGACGGACGGAGCCAGUGCUCCAGCUUCUCGCUAUCAUUCAUCGACAGGCAGGAACCAUAUAGAGCAGCACAGCGUAAUUGCUCAAACUUCAACCCUUCAUUCGACGAUGUCUGCAAGGAUUGCAUCAGUGCAAUAGUGACGGCAAGGGACAGCAUACUGAGUCUUUUACAGGCAAAUGACAAUGAUACAGAAAGGGCAAUUUGUGGGGUGGCUGUUAUUACUUCUCUAGCCUCUGGGAAAGUGGGGAAUUCCUCGGCCAUGGAGGACUUCUACAGAUGUCUGCCUGCUCUAGACAAGCCAGAUCCAGGUUACAUCAAAGUCAAAAGUUCCACGGUGAAAGUAGUAGUGGCGGUGCUGAUCGCAGCCAUCGGACUGACGCUGGUCAUUUCACUGGUAAAACACGUGACUGGGAACAACAAACCUCCUACACCGGCUCAGCUAAAGGAGAUGAAAACGUGGUCAGGCCUCUACAGAUUCUCAAGGGCAGAGAUCGAAAAUGCAAUUAACUACCGUAACGAAAAGAAAUGCCUCGGCCGAGGAAGUGCAGGCCAGGUCUACAAAGGCGUCUUGCCAAGCGGACAAGUUGUAGCCAUAAAACACAUAUACAAGAGCAACACGUCCGACUCUUUCAGGCGGGAAGUGGAAGGUCUUUCGAGGGUCCGACAUCCAAAUUUAGUAUGUCUCUUCGGCUACUGCAACGAAGGUGGCGAGCAGUACCUGGUCUACGAAUAUUGCCCUGCCGGGAAUCUAGCUUCUCAUUUACUAAGGAAAGACACUGUCUUGACAUGGGAAAGGAGAGUGAAAAUCCUAAGGGAAUGCGCUUUGGGCCUGAGAUAUCUCCACCACUACAUAGACGGCUGCAUCGUUCAUAGGGAUAUUAAGCUUACCAACAUUCUUUUGACUGAGAACAUGGAACCAAAGCUCUCGGAUUUUGGGCUGGCAAGAAUCCUGAACAUGGAGGAGAGCAAAGUUUUUACUGAUGUCAGAGGAACGAUAGGCUACAUGGAUCCAGAGUAUAUGAGCAAUGCAAAGCUAACCUGUGCCAGUGAUAUUUACAGUUUUGGUAUUGUCGCACUCCAACUUCUUUCAGGACAAAAAGUUAUUGACCUUGAUCUUGAGGCCAGAGAUCAGCUGACAAGGAAGGCAAGGGAUGUCAGCAUGGGCAAACGGCCACUAGAGGAUUUUGAGGACCCUCGACUAAACGGAAACAUCAAUAAGGCGGACUUUGAGUCCAUCUUGCAAGUUGCUGUCUUCUGCGUUGCUAAGGACAGCAAAGAUCGGCCCACAAUUGAUAUGUUCUUCGACGAGCUCGAGAAGGCUUGGAAGAACACAGUUGCCGAGGUAAGCAGCGACAUUUUACAGCCCUUAGUCUGAUAUUUGAAGCAGUACCGUGUCUGCUAUUCUGGUAGUGAUAAUCACAAUUCCAAUCCUUUACGUGGUUGCAGAAGGAAAAGACGGAGAAGAAAUCGAAAGCGACAACCAUUUCAAGAUCACCAGAUGUACUUCGAGUCUGAACAUACUACCAUGUUGCUACAGCAGCAACAGCAGAAGGUUUUGUAUGGCUGUCCUAAGUCGACGUAGAGAUCAGCUUUCUUCAAGAAAAUAGGCAUCUGACAAUGUCCACGCUUCCAGUGUCAAGACUGUCUCUGCUUCUCCUCUUGAGUAAGCAUACAUACAAGAAUAUAUAUCGAAGGUAUGAAAGGCGUAAAAGGUAAAGCUGGGUGAAAGAAGACUUUUGAGCUCUCAUGCAUGAGGUGUUGAGUUGAAGUGAAUGAGUGGAAAUCUUCAUGACAAAUCCAAAAGUUCAGUGAGUUCUAAACAUGGUCAGAUGUAAAUUCCAACUGGAAGGAUGAUCCAAGGAACUACGCUUGUUCUGUACA
This is a messenger RNA of Rhodamnia argentea, 2474 nucleotides long. Its product is annotated as probable receptor-like protein kinase At1g11050. Gene Ontology annotation, biological process: protein phosphorylation. NCBI's taxonomy places the organism in Eukaryota, Viridiplantae, Streptophyta, Magnoliopsida, Myrtales, Myrtaceae. The record is from RefSeq and is a predicted model, not a curated record. Gene Ontology annotation, molecular function: ATP binding; protein kinase activity. Bases 1 to 1968 code for a protein of 655 amino acids. The transcript has 8 exons.